AUUUUGCUGUUAACGUCUGGAAAAGUCACCGGCUUGCUUGCACUCAAGAUUGUUCGUCUGUUUUCAGUAGAAACCAGGUAAUUUGCGAGGAUUUGAGUGUCUUUUUUCUACCUUUCUUUGUUGUGAGAAUGUCUUCUGAAGAGACACUUAGUGACGGCAGAGUGAGGGGGAGGGUUGAGGAGGUAGAGAGUAGGGAUUUGGGGGUGCCGUCAAACAUUAUGGAGAGAGAGGAUGGGAGAGAGCCGUGUUUCAACCUUGAGGAGGAAGUUGUUAGUGAGGUGGCAGGGUAUGAAACAACUUUGGAGAAUAGGGGUAGUUUGGCCCACUUGGUUGAGAACUAUGGGGUGCCCGGGCGUGUGUUGGUGAGGCCGGCGGGGAGUAGAGAGAGGGCGUGUUCGGCCCCCGGGGACCACUGGAUGCCUCUCUACUCCCAUUACCUGGCGGCUGGGUUGCGGUUUCCUCUCCCAGACCUAUUGGUGUGGUUGUUGUUAGAGUAUGGUCUGGGAUUGACGCAACUCACCCCAAACGCUGUGAGGUUGGUAGUGGCGUUUGCAGUAUAUAGCCGAAGUCGGGGGGUGAGUUUUCCUACUGCUAACGUAUUCAAGUACUUUUACGUCUUGAACGCUGGUAGUGGUAGGGAGAAGGGGUGGUACUAUUUUACGAGCCGAGUAACGAAUAAGCAGAGGAGGGGUUUGUUUAGCGCCGGUCCGUCUUCCAUUAAGGGGUGGAAAGAUAAGUUCUUUUUUGCGGAUGACAGAGAGUGGGAUAAGACUGAUGCUGAGGUAGAGCACUUAAGUCGCUGGAAGGCGAAAGGGUUAAACCUCAACGGGUAUAGUCUGACCCCGGGGGAGAUAGAGGAUGUGGAGGAGUUAGAAAGGGGGGUGGAAGAAAUGAACAAGUUUUUGGACGCAGCUGGUGGGGCUGGAAUUCCAAAGAAGGGAAGAGGGAAGAGAGGCGAGGUCAGGAGGCAGGGGGAGGAGACUUCAAUGCCUCAAGCCGAAGUGGGAAACUUGGCCAUUUUUCAGCCUGGCCACAUUGGAGGUGAAGUGACAGUGGUUGAGGAAGGGCCCAUUGUUGCGAAGAGGAAGAGGUUGGAGCAACAAGAUGCCGCGGAGGAGGUACCGGAGCCUAAGCCUGUGACUGCACCCCUCCGUCUGGAAGGGACCUCGUCAGCUUCGGCUGCUGAGUUCGCUGCUGCGCUCCGAGAGCAAGGAUACAUCCGAGUGCCCACGACGAGCUUCUAUGACUCCGGGAUGAGGAGCUCAGCCAAGAGGUUUAUCAAUGCUUAUUUCCCGGAGGUGGACCGCCAGCGCGCGAAGGACGAGGUGGCCGCCAGAGGUUCAGUUGGCGUUGUUCAUCAGGCGUUGGAGGCUAUUAACCUCGUGAAUGCUUUGGCCAAUGAGCAUCACAAGAGCUUGAAAGAGAGGAGUCAGAUGAGGAAGGAGAACGCCGAGCUCGUUAAGAAGAGCGAGGAUGCCAAAGCCGAGGUGGCGAGGUUGAAGGCGAAGAUGGAGGAGCUCCAGAGGGAAAACGCCACCCUCAAAAAGGACUCGGAGAUCUCGUACCAAAAAAGGAAGAUAUGCGAGGCCGAGUUGGAGAAGAGGGAGAAGGAGGUGGAGGAGGCGGGGAAGGUGGUGGCUGAGUUAGAACUCAAGGUUCACAACUCGGUUGAGGAGCAUGUGGAGGGGUUCCUGAGGUCCAGCACCUUCGAGGACAUCGUCAACCUCUACCGUCUUCCCACUGCCAUCGUGGCCUUCUCUGACUACCGGAAGAAGGUGAAGCUGCAAUAUCCUGCUGUGGAUGUGACAAAGAUCACCUUCGGAGAGCAGGAAGGGGAGGUGGAGGAGGACGGAGAAAGUAAGAGGAGUCAGAUGAAGAAGGAGAACGUCGAGCUUGUUAAGAAGAGCGAGGCUGCUGAAGCCGAGGUGGCGAGGUUGAAGGCGGAGAUGGAGGAGCUCCGAAAGGAAAACGCCACCCUCAAAAAGGACUCGGAGAUCUCGUACCAAAAAAGGAAGAUAUGCGAGGUCGAGUUGGAGAGGAGGGAGAAGGAGGUGGAGGAGGCAGGGAAGGUGGUGGCUGAGUUGGAGCUCAAGGUUCACAACUCGGUUGAGGAGCAUGUGGAGGGGUUCUUGAGGUCCAGCACCUUCGAGGACAUCGUCAACCUCUAUCGUCUUCCCACUGCCAUCGUGACCUUCUCUAACUGCUGGAAGAAGGUGAAGCUGCAGUAUCCUGCUGUGGAUGUGACGAAGAUUACCUUCGGAGAGCAGGAAGGGGAGGUGGAGGAAAAUGGAGAGAGCAGUACUACUGACUUCUGCCCGGAGGUAACAUUGAAGUGGGAGAAGGAUAGUUGGGGUCAAACCAUUUUGCCUCCCAAGUUCAGUUUUGAAUUUGUGGUGGUGGGUGAGGAAGACGAAGGCGACGAGGUCAUUGAAGGUGCUGAAAGGCCAGCUGAAGGUGCUGACCAGCCAAGUCAGCCUGCAGAUAACCUCGAGCAGCCUGCGGCCAGCCCGAGCCAAACCGUUGACUAGAUUUGGCCUUGUUUUUUUUUUUUUUUUGAGAGAUAUUCUUUGUAAUCGAUUGGAAAUUAAUGGAAUGAAUUUGAUUUUUUUUU
Rubroshorea leprosula is the source of this 2611-nucleotide messenger RNA. The record is from the annotation of a GenBank genome assembly. Lineage: Eukaryota; Viridiplantae; Streptophyta; Magnoliopsida; Malvales; Dipterocarpaceae.